This is a messenger RNA of Paramuricea clavata, 435 nucleotides long. NCBI's taxonomy places the organism in Eukaryota, Metazoa, Cnidaria, Anthozoa, Malacalcyonacea, Plexauridae. The record is from the annotation of a GenBank genome assembly.
AUGUCGACGCAACUAACUCCUCUUAAAGAGUAUUAUAAAUGGAAGAAUGGAAAUUUUUGUUGUGUUUGCGGCGAUGAUAAAUCUGGUAGCCGAUUUACCAUGAUUUUCAGCACUGUUGGAAAAGAAAAGGGAUUGUCGGAACAAAUUUAUUCUUUAACAUCUAUUUAUCUCGGAGAAUCAGACGGCAAUGCCCAAUCUCUCAAAAUUUGCCGAUCUUGCGAAGGGAAGCUCAUUAAGUCAAAUGAAUUUAAAAGUUGCGCCGUAGCCACACUAGAAAGCAAUCGAGAAAAGACAUCUUCCAGGAGAUGUCUCAACUUUUCGCCAGUUAAAUCCGAUCCUCCGAUAGGCAAGAGAGUGCGGAACGUAGAGGCAGAACUGACGACAACUAAUACGAAUUCCAUUGAUGAUGUUGAGGUAAAGACUAAGAAAUAUUAA